UUAUAAAUAAAUUUUCCCGGCUGACCUAGGGUUUCAUUUCGCUCUCCACCAGUCAGUCUCAGCUAAAACCCUAGCCGUAGCCUCUUCACCAUGGUUGCUUCAAAGAAAACUAAGAAGACUCAUGAAAGCAUCAAUAACAGGCUGGCUCUUGUUAUGAAGAGUGGAAAAUACACCCUUGGUUACAAGACUGUGCUCAAAACUCUCCGUAACUCCAAAGGAAAACUGAUACUGAUAUCAAACAAUUGUCCACCACUAAGGAAAUCUGAGAUCGAGUACUAUGCCAUGCUUUCGAAAGUUGGAGUACACCACUAUAAUGGAAAUAAUGUCGACUUGGGAACUGCAUGUGGCAAAUACUUCCGUGUUUCAUGCCUAAGCAUCGUCGAUCCAGGUGACUCGGACAUCAUUAAGUCACUUCCCGGUGAACACUGAGAAGAUUCUUUUUAUCUUUUCUGUAUUGGUCAUUUUGGACUUCUUCAAGUGUUUCUUGUUUCUAAAUGAUAGUAGAGGACUCAUCGAGUUUUGAAAAUUUAAUCUAUAUUUUAAUUUAGUUUUGAAAAUUUAAUCUAUAUUUUAAUUUUUGGUGUUUUCCUUAUUGGCUAACACAGUUUGAUUUCUUAACCUGGCUGGUGCCUGUCACAAUUCCCAUUUCAUGAUGCAAUUGAACGUGAUUAGUAGACGUGCAAUUUCUUCU
This is a messenger RNA of Olea europaea var. sylvestris, 691 nucleotides long. RefSeq names its product 60S ribosomal protein L30-like. Gene Ontology annotation, molecular function: RNA binding; structural constituent of ribosome. Bases 91 to 429 code for a protein of 112 amino acids. The record is from RefSeq and is a predicted model, not a curated record. Gene Ontology annotation, cellular component: cytosolic large ribosomal subunit. The transcript is spliced from 5 exons. Lineage: Eukaryota; Viridiplantae; Streptophyta; Magnoliopsida; Lamiales; Oleaceae.